Messenger RNA from Clonostachys byssicola, 1005 nucleotides. The record is from the annotation of a GenBank genome assembly. Lineage: Eukaryota; Fungi; Ascomycota; Sordariomycetes; Hypocreales; Bionectriaceae.
AUGGGGACGCAUCUAUGCGAGAAUCAUGCCCUGGAGCUUGUGGAUGGCUCCCGCCUUCCUUCGUGUAUACGAUCGGCAGUGCAGAUCGCCCUGGCACGAGGUUCAGAUUACGAUCUUCGAACUCCAGCCGACGCUACGGAAUUUCUUGCCGACUCAGAACGAGCCUACACCGACAUUACACCUCAGGAGUCCCAGUUCCUUCGCGACUUUCGCGACUCGAACGACGUUUACCUCACAGACACGGAGAAUGUAGGACCGCUCCUUAUCCAAGCUGCAGUUAUUGAUGCAAACCGAAAUGUCGUAUUUUCAGGCUACAUUAAUCACGGUUGCAAUACGGUUGAGGAAAUCUGGACUCUAGCUGCGGAGCUCUGCGGUGGAAAGUUGUCGCAAAGACAAGCGCUCGGUUUGCGCAAGGCCUUCGGGUCGCCAUCCCUGAAGCGACCAGUUGGCCAUGACAUGGCAUGGCUGGCAAAUCAGUGGCGGCAACUGAAGGAAUCGGCCCCUUCAAUGAAGGUAGCAGAGUGGUCGCUGACAUCAUAUGACCGAUCCUGCUACUAUAGCGCCUUGUCCCGGGCAGGCUUCAAUCCACAAGAAAUUCUGCCCUCCUCAUCGAACUGGGUGUUGCCUCUCGUAUGGAUGAGAGCUUCUGGGCCCAGCCUGCCCGGAUACACUCUAGGAUACACCUGUGCGUUGUUCGCGCCAUCACAUCUAGUCUGGAGUUGGCAUGACGCUGUUGCCGACACGCUCAUGCUUUUUGAUAUUUUGACAACGCGUCAAAUGAAGCUGUUUGAAGGCAAAGUCGAACUCCCGCCAGCCGAUCCCUCUAUUUGCCAGCUGUUCAUAGCCGGGGAGAACAAUCAAGUGUCCACAUCGACCCGCACCCGUAUAUGGCUAGCAGAUGAAGACCGGAAAUGUUAUGACCGGCUCGAAGAAGUUCUACAAGAGAACCCCUACGCCACAAGAAGAAGUAUCCUCAGCGCCAAAAACACUUGGCCGAAAGCGUAG